Messenger RNA from Hypanus sabinus (Atlantic stingray), 9963 nucleotides. Its product is annotated as zinc finger protein 229-like. Gene Ontology annotation, molecular function: DNA-binding transcription repressor activity, RNA polymerase II-specific. The coding region runs from base 5979 to 7355 and encodes 458 amino acids. The record is from RefSeq and is a predicted model, not a curated record. The transcript has 2 exons. NCBI's taxonomy places the organism in Eukaryota, Metazoa, Chordata, Chondrichthyes, Myliobatiformes, Dasyatidae. Gene Ontology annotation, biological process: negative regulation of transcription by RNA polymerase II.
CGUGUUUGGUGGUGUUCCGGUUCGGGCGGAGACCUGCGGUGAGAGAUUUAUUUGAAUAAAAACCCACAACUGGAAGUAAACCGCGAAUGAAGAUGAGGGAACAGCAGCAAGUGAACCAGCCCGAGGACUGAGAGCACCGACUGGAGAGAACCAUUCUGACUCGGAGAUUCCAGUGAUUCAGUCAGGAGCAAGUUUGGUUAGUCUCAUUUACACAAACACUGGUCUUACAUAUCUGUACAGAAUAAAGUAGGGAAUAGUUGAGGUGAGAAUGCAUGUAUCAGUUAAGUCUGUCAGACAGUUGCAAUCACUCCAGGUCUGGUAAUGUACUGUCAGUAUUCCAGCUCUUUAAAGUCUCUCACAUUCCCUCAGUGUUUGCUCAUUUGAAGAGCUUGCAUCUUCUGAAGUAGCUUUUGGUCAGUUCUGAGUGUGGAGUGGGAAAGAGGGGUGUUACUAUCUUGCAAAAAGAAGUAAUUGUUUGCAAUUACCUGCUGCAGACUCACUGCCCAUACCCUGUACAUUCUCAACCAGAUUAUUGACAUAGAUGACAAGUAGCAAUGGGUGUCACCCUGGGGAGCUCCAGGAGGCACGGGCCUUGACUCCAAUAAACAGCCUCCCAUCAUCACCAUCUGCUUCCUACCAUCGAGCUGUUCCCAGACUCUGGGCUCUGUGACAAACACAAUGGUAGCAGCAAGAUUAGACAGUGAUUAAUAUAAAGAGAGAUUUGUUGCUUCCUGAAAGCUGUCUGAUGCAAUGGACCAGAUCCUCCCUUGCUUACAACUGAAUCUGCCCUAGGACCCAUCCUCCUGGGUCACACUGUGUCCGAUAACCCAUAUCUCCAACCUCCUUCCACCCCGCCAGUAGCCCCACAACUUUCCCACCAUUUACCCCACAACUGCACACAUAAACAGAUCCUCGUUACCGACACCUACUCUCACAGUUUGGGGAACCAGAACUAACUGAUCCGACAUUCCCGGCCCAGACUGUCCAGCUGUCUGGCUCGCUCCCGGCCCUUUCCCACUGCAACCGACCUUCGAUUUAUAUCCAAGAUCAGCCCCUUCUUCAUCGCUGCCCAACCAGGCUCAGAGCUCGUUAAGGAGCGUCAUGUGUGGCCCCUUGUCAAAGGUCUGAAAAUCCAAGUACACAAUAUCAACCAAUUCUCCUUUGUCUACCCUGCUUAUUAUUUCUCAAAGCAUUCCAACAAAUUCAUCAGGCAAGAUUUUCCCUUGAGGAAACAAUGCUGACUCUGGCCUAUUUUAUCUUAUGCUUCCAAGUACCCUGAGCUCACAUCCUUAACAAUCGACUCCAACAUCUUUCAAACCACUGUCAGACUAAGUGACCUAUAGUUUCCUUCCUUCUGCCUCUCUCCCUUCUUGAAGAGUGGAGUGACUUCUGCAAUUUUCCAGUCUUCCAGAGCCAUUUCUAAAUUGAGUGAUUCUUGAAGGAUCAUUAUUAAUGCCUCCACAAUCUCUCCGGCCACCUCUUUCAGAACUGUGGGUGUAAACCAUUUGUUGCAGGUGACUUAUCUGUCUUCAGAUCUUCAGUUUCUGAAGAACCUUCUCUCUUGUUGUGGUCCCUUUUGUACAGGUCCCACCUUCCUUGGAAGAGAGCCAUGGAACCAAAAACCCAAGUCAGUGCUUCAGCUGCAUUAUUGGCCAAUUCUUCUGGAGCGGCUGCUAAAUUAAUUAUUUCCCUGGAAUUUCUGGCUACCCCAUAGGAGGGAGAGGCAAUCAACCAUAAUCUCUCAGAUUCCGUUAUACCCCUUCGUUGCCUAUUCCAAUGGGGUUGAUCCUGAGGCUGAGCCAGGAUCCUCAAGUGUGGCACAAGGUCAGCCAAGUAGCAACAACCACUCCGACCCUCGUUCCUCCUCGAGAACCCGUCUGGUCGGGUGUGGUUCCAUGCAGCUGCCCUGUUCUUUCUCCCGGCAGCCAGGGGUAGGCCCUAUUUCCACAAACCCAAUAAGUUCCAUUUAGUGGUCCAGGGGUAUCAUGAGUUUGACUCUUGGUAUGGUUACUACUUCCCACUUGAUAGGGUACACUCUCAUUCUGGUUCCACCAACAAGUAGUUCUAGCCACUGCUGGAGAUGUAACUCUUAUCCCCGGCCAUAGCUUGGAGGGGUCUUGUGGAGGAGAUCUACGUCUCCAACCCUCAAAGCAACACCAUCCCCAGUCUCACCUUCCAGACCUGGAUAUGGUGCAAUUGACAAUGCUACCAUUACGGCUAUCAGAAAACAUCAGAACUGAAUUUACUUCACCAGUAUUCAGGGGCACCACUGACAGGGGGAUCAUAGUCUUACCAUGUUGGAGAAUUUCACCACUUACCCAACAUGCUCCCCGCUCUACUUGCUUAGCAUAGGUGUGGCAGAGGGACAGGAAAGUGUUAAACUGGGGGCUCCCGAGACAGGGGCAGGUUCCCUUAGGGUCAUUAAAAUCACCAUUAACCAGUACAUUUUUCAGUCCUUAUCAGUUCCGCCAGUAACGUGAUACAGUUGCUACUUCCCACUUGAUAGGGUGCACUCUCAUUCUGGUUACACCAACAAGUAGUACCAGUUUCCUGUGUAAGUUUUGCCAACUUAUCUUUCAAAGUACCUUUGGCUCGUUCCACUAUGCCUCUGCUUUCAGAUGAUGGAUGCAGUGGAACUGCUGUUUUAUAGCAAGUUCUUUACAGAUUUCCUCAUUUAUUUUGGCCCAUUGUCCUGGCUUAUUUCUGUAAGUCCAUAGUGAGGAGUCAUAGUGGUAUUCUUAGUUGUAGGAACAGCUCAGCCUUCUGGGCGGAGACGGCCGCUUUAAAGGAGGCCUGCUCAAUUACACUGGCAUGAAAAAGUUUGGGCACCCCUGGUCAAAAUUUCUGUUACUGUUAAACGAGUAAAAUUUGAACUGAUUUCCAAAAGGCAUAAGUUAAAGAUGACACAUUUCUUUAAUAUUUUAAGCAAGAAAGCUUUUUUAUUUCCAUCUUUACAGUUUCAAAAUACCAAAAAAGGAAGAGGGCCCGAAGCAAAAGUUUGGGCACCCUGCAUGGUCAGUAUUUAGUAACACCCCCUUUGGCAAGUAUCACAGCUUGUAAACGCUUUUUGUAGCCAGCUAAGAGUCUUUCAAUUCUUGUUUGGGGGAUUUUCACCCUUUCUUCCUUGCAAAUGGCUUCUAGUUCUGUGACAUUCUUUAGCCGUCUUGCAUACACUGAUCUUUUGAGGUCCAUCCACAGAUUCUUGAUGAUGUUUCGAUCGGGGGACUGUGAGGGCCAUGGCAAAACCUUCAGCUUGCACCUCUUGAGGUAGUCCAUUGUGGAUUUUGAGUUAUGUUUAGGUUCAUUAUCUUAUUGUAGAAGCCAUUCUCUUUUCAUCUUCAGCUUUUUUACAGACAGUGUGAUGUUUGCUUCCAGAAUUUGCUGGUAUUUAAUUUAAUCCAUUCUUCCCUCUACCGGUAAAGGUUCUUGCAACUCAGGAAAGUACAGUUCCCAUACCAGGCAGUGAUGCAGCCAGUCAGGAUGCUCUCAAUUGUGUUCCUGUAGAAAGUCCUUAGGAUUUGGGUCCCCAUCCCAAACUUCUUCAACCACCUGAGGUGAAAGAGGCGCUGAGCUUUUUUCACAACACAGCCAGUGUAUGCAGACCAUGUGAGAUCCUUGGUGAUGUUUGUGCCAUGGAACUUAAAGUUGUUCACCCUCUCAACCCCAGAUCCAUUGAUGUCAGUAGGGGUUAGCCUGUCUCCAUUCCUUCUGUCCAGAUUCCACAUGAGCUGAGGACAGGGAUUUAUGAUAUUCUAUCCAUUAUUGGGACUUGGUUGCACCGAACAGUCUGAGCGAUUUAGAGGAACAAAUUUGUAGAGAGAUCGCGGAUCAUGCCAAGAAACAAAGGUUGAUUCAGUAAGUGAUUUUAACUUUCCCUAUAUUGACUGGGACUCGAUUACUGUAAAAGGACUAGAUGGGGUAGAGUUUGUCAAAUGUGCCCUUAAUUAGUAUGUAGAAUUUCCAAUGUAUAAGUGUGCAAUAAGCUGUUAGGAAAUGAUCCAGGGCUGGUGACAGAAAUUAGUGAUCAUAAUGCCAUGAGAUUCAAAGUAAAUAUGGGAAAAGAGAGGUCUGGACCAGGGGAUGAGAUUCUAAAUUGGAGAAAGGUCAAUUUUGAUGUUAUCAGAAAGGAUCUGACAAGUGUGGUUUAGGACAGGCUGUUUUCUGACAAAGGAGUACUUGGUAAGUGGGAGGCCUUCAGAAAUGAAAUUUUGAAGGUAUCCAGUUCGUAUGUGCCUGCCAAAAUAGAAGUUGAAAGAUAACUGGUGCAGGGAACCUUGGUUCUCAAGAGAUAUUGAAGCUCCGGAUAUUUUGUUCCUCUAAAUGCCUCAAACUGUUGGGUGCUGCCAAGACUCAUUAAUGACUGACUCAUUAAUCAUCAUUCUAUGUCCUGAACUCAUCUGACUUGUUUAUUAGUCUUCUGUUGGUUUCUCAAAGCUUCCCAAUAGUUUUUGCUCUUUUGUUUGCCCUCUCUUUAGCUGUUAUGUUGGCUUUGGCUUCUCAUUUCAGCCAUGGUUGUGUCCUCCUUCCUUUCCAAUGCUUCCACUUCUUUGGGAUGUAUCGAUCACUCAGUUCCUGCAUUGCUCCCUGAAACUCCAGCCAUUGCUGCUCCAUUGUCAUUCCUACCUUUUCCCUUCCAGACAAGUUUGGCCAGCUUCUCUGACAUAGAAACAUUGAGAAGUUCAGUACAGAAACAGGCUAUUUGGCCCAUCUAGUCAAUGCUGAAAAAACAUUUACUCUGUCUAAUGCGACUACCUGCACCGGGACCAUCGCCCUCCAUACCUCUACCAUCCAGGCUUCCAUCCAAACUUAUUUUAAAUGGUGAAACCGAGCUCAUAUUCACCACUUGUGCUGACAUCUCAUUCCACACUCUCACAACCAUUUCAGUGAAGAGCUUUUCCACAUGUUUCCAUUGAAUUUUCACCUUCCCAACUUACCAUGACCUCUGGUUGAUGUCCCACACAACCUCAGUGGAAAAUGCUGCUGGCGUUUACCCCAUCUGUACCCUCAUAAUUUUGUAUACUAACAAAUCCUCAAAGCAAUGUAUAAUCUCCUUGUUUAUGUUUAGAGCCUUUUUUUAGGUGGAUAAGAUGAUGAGGGGCAUUGAUCGAGUGGAUAGUCAGAGGUUUUUUUACCCAGGGAUGAAAUGGCUAACACGAGGGGGCAUAGUUUUAAGGUGCUUGGAAAAAGAUACUGAGGGGAUGUCAGGGGUAAGUUUUUUUUAUACAGAGAGUGGUGGGUCUGUGGAGAGUGUUUCAGUUCCUGUGGGGCCAGGCUCCCAUGUAGCUCAGUAGGAACAGGGAAGAAUACCAAUGGAGAGAGUCAAACUGAGCCUGGUCACAGAUUGGAGAUGGCAGAAAUGCCCCAUUCUUGUAGAGAGCAUCAGAGAGUUUGAUGGUCAUUCCAGAUACCAGCACUUUGCCCAGUUAGAAGAUGAUUUCUGUCUCCAACUUGGGUUGAACUUCACUGUAACAGUAUGGUGUCAGUUCACCCCUUGACAACUAAAGUGAUCUCAUCUGAAAUGUUGUUCUACACCCAUUAAUGGAUUUUGUAAAUCUUUUUACAGGUUACAAAUGACAAGGAAUUUGUCUAUGGAAAUCCUGAACACAACAGGCCAGUUUUGCUGUCCUUGUCCAGAUAUUUAAGAAGAGACACAAGGGAUUCACUCUAUCAUCUUUCCAGCUCAGACUGUGGGGACGGAUUCACUCCAUCAUCUGACUGACUGGCACGUCCGUCAUUUUUACAUGGGGGGGGGGGUGUUCCCAUUCACCUGCUCAGACAGUGGGAAUGGAUUCAAUCGGUCAUUUCAACUGAAGGUACAUCAGUAAGUUCACGCUGGAAAAGGCCAUUCACCUGUUCUGUGUGUGAGAAGGGAUUCAGUCGGUCUUCCCACCUGUGGACACACCAGUCAGUUCACACUGGGCAGAGGCUGGUCAUCUGCUGAAUUUGUGGGGAAGGGAUUCACUCGAUCAUCUGACCUAAUGGCUCAUCAGCGAGUUCACACCAGGGAGCGGCCAUUCACCUGCUCGGACUGUGGAAAGGGAUUCACUAAAUCAUCUCACCUACUGAGACACCAGUCAGUUCACACUGGCGAGCGGCCGUUCACCUGCUCAGACUGUGGGAAGGGAUUCACUUGCCCAUCUAAACUGAAGGUACAUCAGCGAGUUCACACUGGAGAGAGGCCAUUCACCUGCUCAGACUGUGGGAAGGGAUUCACUCAGUCUUUUGAACUGAAGGUACACCAGCGAGUUCACACUGGGGAAUGGCCUUUCACCUGCUCAGACUGCGGGAAGGGAUUCACUCAGUCAUCCCAUCUGAAGGUACAUCAGAGAGUUCACACAGGAGAGAGGCCGUUCACCUGCUCAGACUGUGGGAAGGGUUUCACUCAGUCAUCUGAACUGAAGGUACAUCAGCGAGUUCACACUGGGCAGAGACCAUUUACCUGCUCAGACUGUGGGAAGGGAUUCACUCAGUCAACUCAUCUACAAAGACACCAGUCAGUUCACACUGGGGAGAGGCCGUUCACCUGCUCAUUAUGUGGGAAGGGAUUCUCUCAGUCAUCUAAACUGAAGGUACAUCAGCGAGUUCACACUGGGGAGAGGCCGUUCACCUGCUCAGACUGUGGGAAGGGAUUCAGUUGCUCAUCUACCCUGAAGGUACAUCAACAAGUUCACAGUAGGGAGUGGCGUUUCACCUGCUCAAACUGUGGGAAGGGAUUCUCUCAGUCAUCUAAACUGAAGGUACAUCAGCGAGUUCACACGGGAGAGAGGCCAUUCACCUGCUCAGACUGUGGGAAGGGAUUCACUUGCUCAUCUAAACUGCAGGUACAUCAGCGAGUUCACACUGGAGAGAGGCCGUUCAUCUGCUCAUUCUGUGGGAAGGGAUUCACUCAGUCAUUUGAACUGAAGGUACACCAGCGAGUUCACACUGGGGAGCGGCCAUUCACCUGCUCAGAUUGUGGGAAAGGAUUCACUUGCUCAUCCCAUCUGAAGGCACAUCAGCGAGGUCACACCGGGGAGAGGCCGUUCACCUGCUCAGACUGUGGGAAGGGAUUCACUCAGUCAUCUGAACUGAAGGUACACCAGCGAGUUCACACUGGGGAGCGGCCGUUCACCUGCUCAGAUUGCGGGAAAGGAUUCACUUGCUCAUCCCAUCUGAAGGCACAUCAGCGAGGUCACACUGGGGAGAGGCCGUUCACCUGCUCAGACUGUGGGAAGGGAUUCACUCAGUCAUCUGAACUGAAGGUACAUCAGCGAGUUCACACUGGGGAGAGGCCGUUUAUCUGCUCAAACUGUGGGAAGGGAUUCACUCAGUCAUCUCACCUACUGAGACACCAGUCAGUUCACACAGGGGAGUGACUGUUCACCUUCUCAGACUGUAAGAAAGGAUUCACUCGGUCAUCCACCCGAAUGGCACACCAGCGAGUUCACAAUGGGAGCAGCCAUUCACCUGCUCAGACUGUGGGAAAGGAUUCACUCGGUCAUCUCAACUGAAGGUACAUCAACUUGAUGCAAAUACAGUGUGACGUUCACUUCUCCUCUCGUAACAUUUGACGAAUGCGUCUACUGGGUCCCCUUUGUCAAAACCCAUAACAAUCAUUGUUGUGUUUUUCAAACCAGCACACGUCUCCCAUCAUGUCGUUGUAUAUCUCGUGAAGCUGAGUGUAUAUUUAGAUGCAAGCACAUUAUAGUUAAUUUCCUUUCCUCGUAGUUAUCGAGGUAAGGUAUUGCUCUCUCAUGACCAGUUGAUUGAACAGGCUCUCAAGGAUGUGCCGAUAUAUUUACCAAUUUUCUUAAGCUACUGUACCCAGAACGGUGUGGUUCAUGUAUGUUCUGAUUUGAGUUGCUCCCCCUGCUGCCCCCUCUCUGAUAGCAGAUAGAUAGUAGCAUCCCCAGCAGUUUUCCCUUCCCAGCCAGGGUGGUUGACAAUCUCCUCAUAUUGCAGCAAUUUUCCCAAUGUAUUUCUGAAGGUAUCCACUCCAAUUAUACAAAUCCAAGUCCUUUGAACUUGCAGAAUUUCCCAAAUUCAUGCUGUUAGAAACCGCACGCUAGCCAGCCCUAGAUUGCUUUGUACCUCACCCACAUGGUCCGACUCGAGUCCCCCACUGAACAAAACGAUUUAUCCUUGAACCCAACCAGGGACGUAAAUUCUGAAUCACGCCGUGCAAUAAUGAUCAGUGAGGUACAGAGAAUCUGUACUUACCGACAAAUGACUUUGAUUGUCUCAACGUAGGUUCAUAAACUAUCUACCUGUGUGCAUCCCACUAGAUUCCCUGACUCACCAUGAACAGUCAAUGAUGAGAAAAUAUAUUACCCCAUCUCAGCAUGGUGUCAUCUCCACGUACCCGUCUUUUCUCCUUAACCCUUAAAUCCCCUACUAUGCAAAACUCUAUCCAACUCUGUCUUAAAUAUAUUCACUGCGGUAGCCUAUUCUGCAAUAUUGGGCAGAGAGUUCCUCAGAUUCACCACUCCCUGGGAAAAGCAGUUCCUUCUCAUCUCCGUCCAAAAUCUAAAUGGUGAUGCUCUAUCUAGUCUGAUCUACCAGUGGAAACAACUUUCCUGUCUCUAUCGUAUCCACCCGUUUCAUAAUGUCAUAUGUUCCUAUCGCCUGUAACUCCAGGCCACAGCCUUCAAAAGACCCCUGAAAAGGAAGAAAAUAGAUAUUAAAGAUAGAAAUAGAGCUGUUUUGGAAGAUGCAAGCAAUGCAGAUUCCGUUAGGCUCCAUCAUCCUCAGCUCUGCCAUGAGGAUAAUUAUAUGGGAGGUAUCACACUAAAGGAGUACACCUUUACUCCAUCACUAAGGCGUUAAAGACUAUAGUUAUCAAUUGGAGUUGCUUGUGGCAUCGGUCCCAGUAUAGUCCAAGUCUGUUACUUAAACGGUGUUAAUGGCCAUUGUUAAGCUUAAUACUAUGCAACAAAUCAAUCGCUCAGUCUCAAUCCUAUCUUUGGUCGGUGAUUGGAGGUGAGAAGACGAUUAAAUCAUUGGAGAUUUGGUCGCAUGCUGAAGUCAUGAUUUUAAUCUGUUGAAUAUUGCGUACGAUACCUAACUACCAGCGUCCCUUUGCUUUAGACUCGAAAUGAUUUAUUAAAUAACGGUUAAUACUUAUCAUAGAUUAUUUGUUCGCUGUUCAACAAGAAAAAAAAGUAGAUCAUGCUCUGCGAUAGUUUGAACGCACUGAGAGUGUUAAAUAUUUCACAAGGACUGGGCAUUUGUGAGUUCAGUUGAAAGAGAAACACAGGUAAUACAUGCGUGAAUGAGCGGACGGCAUUCGUGAGAUUCUUAAGAUUGCAUUGAAAACAUGUUUGAAUUUAUCCUUUCUUUCACAAUGGGAUCUCACUGUUUACAAAUGUCUGCUUUAAUCGGUUGAAAUAAAUUUGCAGGGACAUGUGAAUAUCAAAGACUGCUUCCUUUUCCGUAAUUGAAUGUGUUAGUUUAUGGGGGCCGCCAUCAACCACAUCUGGUUUCCCUUUGUUCUUUAUAAUAUUUGAAAAGGAUUUUCACCAGGUAGUAAAUGUUUAUUCUAUAUACGCCAGUUACCGUCGAAAGUUUUGAAGGAACAAACGUUCGAGUUUUGAUUUUUGUUUUGCCUUCCCUGUGUUCUUUAGUUUGUUUGCUUUGGUGUUGAUUUCAGAGGGAGACAUGGAUUCCCCACUGGCCAUGUGAAAUCAAGGUUAAAAUGAUCGAGAUAUGAUUGCAUCUAUUCUGGGUAAGAUAAACCCGCUGUGCAAAGGUAUAUCGACAUUCAGACAAACUCGUGUAUACUUGAACUGGGAAUUUGACAUUCGCAUUCUCGGAGCUGUUUCAUUUGGGAAACACCAGAGGAUGCUGCAGAAGACUUUGAAACGCUGGUUUUGAGUUGCAGGGUUCCAUGGGAAAAGAUUGCUUUACUGUAAUCGCAGUAUUUGCCCUGUUAUAAAAACACGAGAAUUCAGCUUAGUGAGUGUGCAGUUUCAUUCCGGAUUCAGU